AUGUCAGGUUCCAACACAACUGACUUCAUCAACCCCUCCACCUUCAUUCUGCUGGGUAUUCCUGGCCUGGAGGUGGCCCAUGUCUGGAUCUCCAUCCCCUUCUGCACCAUGUACGCCAUAGCCGUCUUGGGGAACUUCACCAUCCUGUUCGUUGUGAAGAGAGAGCAAAGCCUGCAUGGGCCCAUGUACUAUUUCCUCUGCAUGCUGGCCAUCACCGACCUGGUCCUGUCUACGUCCAUCCUGCCCAAAACACUGAGCAUCUUCUGGUUCAAUUCCACUGAGAUCGAUUUCAGUGCCUGCCUCACCCAGAUGUACUUCAUUCACUGCUUCACAGGGAUGGAGUCUGGGAUCUUCGUGGCCAUGGCUUUUGAUCGCUACGUGGCCAUCUGCCAUCCCCUGAGACAUUCUACAAUCCUGACAAACCAUGUGGUGGCCAAGAUUGGCCUUGCUGUGGUGCUGCGCGGCGGCAUAUUUGUACUGUUCUAUCCCUUCUUGGCUAGUCAGUGGCCAUAUUGCAGAACCAACAUCAUCCCCCACACAUACUGCGAACACAUAGCAGUGGUGAAGCAGGCCUGCACUGACAUUCAUGUCAGUAUUUACUACGGCGUCUUUUUGAUAGUCUCUGGGAUGGGUCUGGAUAUGUUUUUUAUCACUGUGUCCUAUAUCCAGAUCCUCAGGGCAAUAUUCAGCCUCCCCACAAAGGACGCCCAGCUCAAGACUUUUGGGACAUGCAUCUCUCAUCUCUGUGCCAUCUUAGCCUUUUACAUCCCAGCUCUUUUCUCCUUCCUCACGCAGCGGUUUGGCCACAAUGUACCCCAGCAUUUUCAUGUUCUCAUGGCCAACAUGUACCUCCUGGUGCCCCCCAUGCUAAACCCCAUCAUCUAUGGGGUGAGAACCAAACAGAUCUGGGACAGGCUGCUCCAGCUCAUUACUCAUAAAGGGACCUAA
This is a messenger RNA of Mauremys mutica (yellowpond turtle), 948 nucleotides long. Its product is annotated as olfactory receptor 52R1-like. Lineage: Eukaryota; Metazoa; Chordata; Testudines; Geoemydidae. The coding region runs from base 1 to 948 and encodes 315 amino acids. The record is from RefSeq and is a predicted model, not a curated record. The transcript has a single exon. Gene Ontology annotation, biological process: G protein-coupled receptor signaling pathway. Gene Ontology annotation, molecular function: G protein-coupled receptor activity; olfactory receptor activity. Gene Ontology annotation, cellular component: membrane.